CACAUCCGACUCAGCGGCGCGCGGUAUGUUUGUCCGGUUUGUCCACAGUUAGCUGUCUCCUUUUCUCUACUGUUUUCUCUAUUUCGGCCGUUGUUAAUAUAAAAUGGCAACGUCUGGAUAAAGUAACUCGUAGAAAAUUUGGCGUGGCCUUAUGAACAGAAGAGUAGUCUGCGUCUCGCAUUUACGCACUGUUGAACUUCCUCGGUGGCUUUCGCCAUGUCCCAGACCAACACUUCUCUCCUGGACGAGGUGGUGCAGUGGAGUCAGGAAACCUGUCGCCAGCAGCUCAAGUCCGUCCUGCCCAAACUCACUUCUUUGCAUCAUAAGUCUGACAGUUGGGACGAUCAUAUACGUAUACUGAGGAUAAUUACAGAUUUGUUCAUCCCUCACAUUGGUUUGUCAGAGCUGGAAAAUGAGUGCUUCUCCAAGAUCUUGCCUAAGGUAGUCACAAUGUUUGACAGCAUGCUGAAAGAGAUUAUGGACCAAGUUGGUGGACUGUCAAGCCAAAACACUGAAUUGUGCGCCUUACUGAGGAACAUUUUACAGGCAAUGAUGCAGAUAAUCUUUGCACUGUCUUCUUGUGUGCGUCACGUUGGCUCAUUUGAGGAAGUCCCUGAACUUGAUGCUAUCCGCUCGCUACCGACUUGCAUCCUGAAAGUCCUGAGGGAAACCUUUCGCCACUGUAAGGAUAGUGAGGUGAUUUACUGUGGGCGUCUCUCCUUGGUGGCAGACCUGCUGCAGGGACUCUUCAAGGAGGCAUAUUCCCUCCAGAAGGGUCUCUUGGAGCUGCUGGAUAAAAUCUCUCUCGACAGCAAUGCCUCAGAGGAGGAGGUCUCUGACAUUGUUUCAGUGAUUCAUAGCCUUCUGGAUAUCUGCUCUAUCAUUUCCAACCUCGACAUAGCACUGCACGCAAACACAUGGAAGUUCCUCAUCAAACAGAGUCUGAAGUACCAGUCAUUGGUGGAGGAGCAUCUACAUCACGGUGACAUCAGUAACAGUCUGUGUGACAACCUGUUGGCUUCAUUCCACAACUGUAUAGAGUUGGCUGAACAGAUUAAACAUGCUGGUCUGCAGGAGGCUACACAAAGCCCUGAAUACAAGUUGUUCCAGAAAACUGCAAAGAUGUGCAGAUUUUUUGCCAACACUUUGGUUCAUUACAUAAAGGAAUUCAAAUUCUUCCUGACAAACUGUUGUAGCUGCUUUCACCAACUCUACUUGCAGAUCAUGAGUAAGUUUCCUCCCAGCUUGUCUGCUCCAGCUCUACCCGUGGCUCUGUCUGAAGAGCUGAAUGCAGCAGCUCUGGUUCCCAUGGAUGCCUUCUUAAUACAGCUUUUGGCACUAAGGCCCUUCGCUGAAGUUGUCCUCCGGCAGGACUUGCGGUUAAGUCCUGAACAUGAGCUUCCUCAGUGUCUCUUGCUGGUAAACAUCAUGGGAAAGCUGGGCAGUCAACCAGAAGAGGUGCUGCAGCUUUGGUACACUGGUAGUCAAUUUUCAGAGGAGAUCCCAAGGCUUCCUCUCUUUCAGGCCACAUUUACUAGUUUCCGACGAUGCUACGCUGAGCGUAAGGUCCCUGUACUGUUGCCAGGGGUGAUGUUGAAGGGCAAAGCACAAGUCCAGGUCACCCUUCACCACCACAUCUGUGUGCAUCUCUGUGCCAACGUUGCUUUGCUCUCCCCAGUGUACUUUCCCUUGCUGGAACGCUGCUUGGUCGAUGCUGUGCUGCAGGCUGAUACUCAAACAGCUUUACUGGCAACAGAUGUGUGGUGUUUUACAGCACGGUAUGGGACAGCAGAACUUUGCCUACAUCAUGUCCUUCUUGUUGCUCAUCUGGUCAAAGUGUGCACUGCUGAGUGUAACAAGGUUCUCCACCUGGGCUUGCUGCUCAAACGCAUGGUUUUCCUUAUGACGCCACAACACCAGAUGGAGCUGGUGGCGCAUUUCCCUCCUUCUGAAGUGGAAAACCAUCCGGUGUGGCGCCACAUCCUCCUCAGAGCUCUUCCACAGGACACCCGCCACCGUGUAGAGAUGGAUGUUAUUGCCUGUGCCCAAAAAGUCCUGACUGACUGGCAAACUGGAGGAUACAAACUUGGACAAGUGGACAAAAUGAAUGCGGUGCUGUUGUCCCUCCUGGCAGUAGUUCGGGGCCAGUCGUCUCCUGGAGAACAGUGUGUGGCCUCUUCAGUGAGGAUAGUCACACAGAUCUGGUUACGGAUGAGUCCAGAGCAGUUACAGACUCACCCCGUGCUCCAGUGCACACUACAGCUGCUGUUGUCAAUAUCAGCCGUUUUAGUGAAAAACAUUGAACCUCAAGUCAUUUCUCAGGCUCUGCUCUGUCUGGAUGCGGCCGUUUCUCAGAAGUGUGAGGAUCAGCUGCAGCUGGCUGCUCUGGAGUUCCUCUCCUCCCUGGGGAAGGUCUUUGUCCCUUCUGACAGCCAGAGUCAAAUUCUUCUUAGGCUGAGUAGCCUGUUCGGAGUUCUUUUGGCUGACAGAUGCUGGCUGCUACAUCAACACGCCUUGGAGGCCUUUUCUGGCUUUGCAGAGAAUACAAACCAUGAAGAGGUAAUUUCCCAGAGUCUGUGUGAAGAAGAAACCAAGACCAAAGUGGUCAAUUAUCUAAGCAAGACUGUGAAUGCUCGGGAAGAUGUGGGGACACGGCUACAGAGGCUCAAACAGGAAGCUUCAAUAAUUGAGCAGCACAAUGAGACGCUGGAGGAAAGCAAAGACAAAGUUUCCAGCAAACCAGCAGAUGAAGCUGUUGCAGAUUCAGAGCCGUGCCCAAAGAGAGCUCGGCAGGAGACGAGUUCAGAGGAGGAGUACAGCCGCUGCCUCCAGACGGCUGAGAGCGCUUUAAAAGCCCUUCAGGCUCUCAUUGAGGGCAAAGACAACACAACUGCACCACUUCCACAGUGGCUGGAAUCCAGACUACAAGAGCUGCAGACCCUCAUAAUCCAGAUCAGAACAGUCAGACACACGACCUAGCAGCUCCAGAUUGUUUUCCAGCUUCAAAUCAUUCACUCUGUACAGAAAAAUGGCUCAGUCAGCCCUGGAUGUCUGCACAGCUCUUUUGCCGCAACUGAAAAUAGUUUCUAAUCUUGUCUUUUUUAUACUGUCAUUCUUGAUUUUUUGUUACUGUUUAAUAAACUUCUAUGAAUACCAAA
Molecule: messenger RNA, 3158 nt
Organism: Mugil cephalus (flathead mullet)
Lineage: Eukaryota; Metazoa; Chordata; Actinopteri; Mugiliformes; Mugilidae
Gene: firrm
Product: chromosome 6 C1orf112 homolog
Exons: 25
Coding region: 217-2979 (920 amino acids)
Source: RefSeq, a predicted model, not a curated record